Molecule: messenger RNA, 3743 nt
Organism: Odontomachus brunneus
Lineage: Eukaryota; Metazoa; Arthropoda; Insecta; Hymenoptera; Formicidae
Gene: Tsc1
Product: hamartin
Exons: 15
Coding region: 320-3469 (1049 amino acids)
Biological process (GO): negative regulation of cell population proliferation; regulation of cell cycle; negative regulation of TOR signaling
Cellular component (GO): TSC1-TSC2 complex
Source: RefSeq, a predicted model, not a curated record
UUAACAUGAGGGACGAUUCGUUUCGGUUAGUAUCUUUCUCAUGCUACGGUCAGAUGGCAACACAGAACAGAUCUCGAAGAUAUAUUGAAGUUACCCCCAUCCGAGCUCGCCAGUCGCCAUAGAACUCGGAAAUCUGCUCGAAAUACUCGAUGAACUUCGGGUAUUUUAGCGUCUCUGUCGUUUCGUACGAUGCCCGCCUGGCAUGACAGACGACAGAUGGCUCAAAGCUACUUUAUUAAACCUAUUUCCACUUCCACCGCCUGAUCACAAGAUCAUGAUAGAAUAGCAUCAUUCAACCGAGCCAUCAUUUACCGUCAAAAUGAGCGUCGGCACUGCAGGCGUCGCCGAGCUGUUCCAUCUACUCGAAUCUAACAAGCUCGGAGAGGUUGAGGAGAUCAAGAAAGUAUUUCACGAUCAUUUCUUAUCCACAAAGGAUAACUGGUUAGUAAAUGGAUUAUUUGAUUAUUACCUUUCCACUAAUUCCCUGAGGACUGUUGAAGUAUUGGCAGGAGUUCGUGACCCACACGACAAACAUCUAUUGGAUCGUUUAUCAGAUACUAUUUCAAAAACUGGCAAUUGUGGACAGAGAAUACAAGCACUUACAUUGCUUGGCCAUAUAGCUCGACGUCAACCUACUUGGUUGUAUAAGCUAGCCAAUCAUGCUUUAUUCAGAGAUCUACUCAAAUUACUUAAGGUGGAGGCAGAUAUAUUACCACUUUUGAGUGCCCUUCUUCUGUUAGUAAUGUUGUUACCAAUGUUACCUGCUGCUUUAGGGCCAUAUCUACCAGAAAUAUUCGAGGUAUUUGGCCGACUGGCCUCUUAUUAUCAUCAUCAAUCGUCCUUACUUUCUUCCUCUACUCUUUUUACUUCGACUACAGUACCAAACGUCAUCGAUAAGGAGCGGUUGUACCUCAUACAUUUGCAGGUAGGAUUAUACAGCUUAUUUCAUAGACUGUACGCCAUGUAUCCAUGCAAUUUUAUAUCAUAUCUGAAGCAACAGUACACUCAGCGUGAUCAAUUGGCUACGUUUACUCAUACUAUUAGACCCAUGCUGGAUUCUGUGCGUAUGCAUCCCUUACUCGUUACUGCGUCUAAAGAUACAGAAAUUUCAGCCAAUAGGUGGAAGAAAAUGGAGCAUCAUGAUAUCAUGGCAGAAUGUGGUCGUUUUACAUUAGAUAGAUGUCGAGAGGAAAUAUUAGGCAUAGUUAAUUCUCGGUGUACUCCACCUCCAGAUCAGUCUUUCACCUGUACACCGGUCAAUAUUUGGGGAGGUGUGACGACUACAGAGAUUAGUAAUGGAGAAGAUGAUACAUUCUGGUCACCGAGUAUGGCGAUGCCGCCCCAUAGCCCACCAUUUCCGAAUGCAUCACACGAGCAGCGAUCUGCCCCGCCGACGCCUAAUAACACUAGGAGCGGCACCUCGCCGCCCGAGGCUGCUAUCGAAGCUACUCCCGAGACGACUCCCGUCAAGGAUCUACGAAAAAUAUCAACGAGGCAAGUCCCCUUGGGAUCUAGCGCGGUGCGUGCUCUAAAUGCAUUGGGCAAUGGUACAACAGGUACAUCCUCCCGGCCAUCAACACCCACUCCUAUAAACUCUUCCGUGUCGAUUUCUGGCUCUGCAGCAAGAAGCGGGGAUAUUGCAAUAAAUGCACCUGGGUUUCUUUCGCAUAAACUAAACAAAAUCAUGGCGGAUAGGCAAAGUGCUCUUCGUCAGUCGCAAAAGAUAUUGGCUAACAAUGAAGAGGACGCGAGACUUUUAGAAAUGGAUAUAAGUCAGAAUGGAAAGAACGAUUCUUGGCAAGAAGAUCAAGAGGUACUGGAAAUUGUCAGUUCACACGGUAGCGGAGCAGUCGAAAUGCCAAAAUUCGUUGAACCACUGUCAGAAGCGCGAAAUGAGAAGAAUGUGUGUGGUGCUUUAGCGGAUCUAUCGCAAAAGGUCUAUCAAUUUCGAUUUUAUUCUCAGUGCUACUUUCCAAUGCAGCAGUCAAAUUUGAGUGUAACGCAUAAGAUUCGGCAAACCAGGUCUUGCCCGGAGAUGACAGUUCAAAGCAAACUUAAUAGCGAGGACGUAGCAAAUCAAAUCAAAUUAAUCGAUACGAGCACCCAAACAGGCGAUCUGUUUCCAUAUGAGUGUCUGUUUAUGGGAAUAUUUGAUCAAAGCAGUCAAAAUUCUGUUCAAGAAAAUUCCGACUCAAGACUGUCGCCAGUCAGCAUGCUGGAUCGAUAUAUCGAGGCCUGCACAAGAGUCAAUAAUUUCUUUAGCAACAACGGCAAAAUGAGAAUAAGCGAUACUAAGCAAAGGCAAAAAAAGAAAGGAGAAGAAGAGACGGACGAGGACGGAGGAGAGGAUGAUGGUAUAGAUCCAACUUAUGCUAAUCAGUUGCUUCAACUUAUGCAAAUGCAGUUGCAGUUUGAGCGACAACGACGAGAAGUUCAUGCCGAGCGUAAUCGGCGACUUCUUGGUAAAUUAAGAGAUUCGCGAGCUUCGGAGGAACAUAAUCUUGCUUUGACUGAUCGUCUGAAAAUGUUAGAAAAAGAAGUGGAGGAAUUGAAAGCACAAUUGGAACGUAAUAAAAAAGAAGCGCAUCAAGCUGAAGAAAAAUACAAAGAAGCCACGAAUCAUUGGCAAACUAAAUGUCUUGAAGAACAACGACAGAGUCACGCAUUCAAAGACCGUUUAGAGUGUUUAGAACUGGAAUUAAAGAGCGAGCACAAAAAGGCAGCCGAAAUACAGCAACAGCUUCGUUCUACAGAAGCGGAACUUUUCACUGCAGGGCACCAACUCAAAGCGGCGUUAAAAGCUGCGGACCGCGGUAAAGAGCAAGAACGCGUUUUGGAUAUUGUACAGAAGAGAUUCCUUCUUCUAGGAGAGGCGCAAUUAAAGCUGAAAGAAACUACAGACAGUUAUUCACCGACGAUUAAACAAGAAAUGACGCAAAUUCAAAAGUCAUACACGGAAGAAUUAAACAAUAUCCGCCGACAAUUGGAAUCGCGAACAUCUCAUGUGGAAGCAUUGAAAGUGCGUCUGGGAGAGUUGGAAAAUAAGGAGGCGCGUAAGGAAACACAACUCGUAGAUUUGCAGCGACUCUUGCGAGAAACGAAGGAACAGCACGCGUCCGAAUUAGAAGCCGUUGAUUCGAAAUACAGAGCCCAACUGGAGAUUAAUUUGCUUCUGGAGGGCCGUAUUCUCGAGCUUCACGGUAGGCUAGAGGCCGCAACGUGCUCGCCCAUGGCUAAUCCCGCUUCCUCGGCGUCACCCAAAGAACGAUCUCCACCUUUGUCGACCAGUUUAGCCUCGUCCAGUGAGGGUAGCCUUGCGUUUAUGCAUUCGGGCGCUGGGAUUAUCAUGAACGACUGUUGUGACGCCGCAGGCGAGAUUUCCAAUUUGCAAGCCAUGAUAGAGCCUGUACCGAGUCAGGUUGCCUCACCGUCACGUUCCACUCAACGACAGACGUCGAAACAAGACUAACAAUAUACGGAAACGUUCGCUGCACGAGCCUCUUCUCGCAACACGAUCGGCGGCUACGCGCGAACGCGAUCGUUACAUUUAGUGUUGCGGCAUAAAAGCGAGAGAAAGUUUGUAGCUUUUUAUUGAUAGAAUAGACGAGAUUCGUAAGAAAGUUGCUAUCGACUGAUUGCGAUCGAACAGGCAUGCUAAUCAACGUGUUUGUUAGUAUGGUAUAUCUUCGUUCAUUGGAAAUGGAGUUCACAAUGAAUAAAUGGUUGAGAUAUUUUGUGAGCAA